GAGCCCGGAUUCCUCCAGGGACAGAAAUUUAAGGGAUUUUUAUCGGGAAUCAUCCGCAUUCCACAGCUCUGAACGCCGACAGGUUCUCCCCGGAUCCUCCCAGAUGUGCUCGGAAUUCCAGGGCCCAUGUCCGCCGCCUUCGGCCUCCGGCUCCAGCCAGCCCUGCGUGGUUUCCUGCGGCGCUUCCCGCGUCAUCAUCUUCCCUCCUCCCGUGCUCGUGACAUUCCCGGGGCCCAUCAUCAGCACCUGCCCGCAGGAGACCGUGGUGGGAUCCUCGGGAAUGGUGCUGGGAUCCUCUGGAAUGCCCGAGGAAGGAGCGGGAAGCUCCCUGAGGUCCCACGGAGUGGAAAUCCCGCGUCGCGGGGAGUUCAUCCCAAAAUUCACCUCUGGGCCCGUCCUCGGUGUGGACCCACGGGAGACCUUGGUGGGAUCCUUGGGAAUGCUGGAGGGAGGAGCGGGAACUUCCCGAACCUCCCUGAGAUCCCACGGGGCGCAAAUCCCGCGUUCCCGGGGUUUCAUCCCAAAAUUCGGCCCCCGGCGAGCGUCGCGCUGCUCCUACAUUUUUAAUUCCCGCUGGAUCCAUCCCUGCCGGAGGAGCAGCUGUGGGAGCCAGCAGCUGGCCGGGAAUGGGCGCGAGGAGAAAAUUCCAGAUCCGGAAAAGCCAGGAACGGAAAACACGGAUGCAGAAAAGGAGGAAAACGAGGUCUUGGAAGUGUGAGGCGGCUCCGGCCCCAAUCCAAAGGCUCUGGAGGAUCCUCCAAAGCAGAUUUGGGAAUUUAAGUUCAGUUUAAGUUGGGAUCUUUUUAAGGUUGGGGUAUUUUGAGGUUUUUUUCCCCCCUCAGACAUUCCCAAGUGGCGGAAUUAAGCCAUUAAAUUCCAUUUUCUCCAAAUUCGGGGGUAACCUGACCCUUGGAAUCUGAUUUGUGGGAGCAGUUUGUUGUUUUCCCGUGGUUUUCCAGAGAAACUGAGAUUGAGGAACACCCCAAGUGUGGUCAGACCUGACAAAGCCUUUCCCUGCCAGGCCUAAUUAAGCCUGGCUUAGGUUUUAUGGGAAUUACUCAGCAGGAAAUUCCCUUUUCCCUGGGAUAAAUACAAACACAAUCCCAUCACCGCUUCCCGGCUUUCACUUUCACUGCAGGAAAGUCGGGAAAGGGAAUUAACCAAUCUCCUUAUAUUUAAUUUUAAUAAAAAGGA
Messenger RNA from Cyanistes caeruleus (blue tit), 1194 nucleotides. Lineage: Eukaryota; Metazoa; Chordata; Aves; Passeriformes; Paridae. The record is from RefSeq and is a predicted model, not a curated record.